GCGGCGUGGCCCAGUCGCACGCGCCGGCGCGGGACGCGCCCCGGGCUCUGGCCCCCGCUGAGCCAGGUAUGAAGGCGGCGGUUGCGGGCUACAGCGAGAGCAACCUGGGCCCUCUCCAUGGGCCGCGUCAGGGACCUCCUGCGAGCCCACAGCGAGCAGAUUGCCGCGGGGACGAGGGCUGGUGGCGCCAGCGCGGGGCUGGGAGGCCCCUGAGGGACCCGAACGUGACGUUCUCCCCCAGGGACACGCCUCUGGCGCCGCCGACGACAGGGGAGAUGAAGGAGUCUGUCCUGGAGUGGUGCACUGAUGCGCACCGCUUCGCGCAGAGAUGGGAGGACGUGCUGGUGCAGAAGAACGGCUGCCAGUGGAGCAUCAGCGCCUUGGACGAGAGGGGCCGCAGUUUCAACCGAGAGGGGCCAUGCGCCCGCCAGCUCGCCGAGAGGCUGGCGGGGAUGUCGGCGGGCGAAAUGCGCCGCUUCGGCCUGAGGACAGCCGCCGCGGCCGAGCGCCAGGCCGGCAGCGCGGCCGGCCGCCAGGACCAGCGCGAGGAGAGGCCCCCGCGGGCGGGCCACCGCCCCGCCCAGCACGACGACAGCGUGUACCUCAUGCACGACGCCGGCGGCUUCGGAAGCGACUACGACCGGGGGCGCCGGCACGCCCGCCCGAAGGACAGCCUGGUGGGCGUCGGCUGCCUCGACGGCGCGCGGGCCCCGUGAUGGUAACAGGGCGCGCUGAGCCGGCAAGCGGCCGGGCAGGGAGGAGAGAGGAGGAGAACGCUCCAGCGUCGCAAUUCGUUUUCGGUGGUGGCCCGAUCCGGCACGGCACCCGAGCCCAUGUGCCGGGCUGCAAGGAAUUCGGAGAGCAGAUGCCGCGAGAAGCCCGUCCACCUCCUCUCCCGUUUUAGUCUUCACCCGUCCUCGUCAUCGUCGCCGCCUUCCGCAGCCUCCUCCUCUUCAUCCCGCUCUUUUGUUUCCUUUUCACACGUUCACGGUCUCGGACAUGCUGUGAGCAUUCCCGCGCC
This is a messenger RNA of Prorocentrum cordatum, 1021 nucleotides long. The record is from the annotation of a GenBank genome assembly. Lineage: Eukaryota; Dinophyceae; Prorocentrales; Prorocentraceae.